Molecule: messenger RNA, 3297 nt
Organism: Aspergillus heteromorphus CBS 117.55
Lineage: Eukaryota; Fungi; Ascomycota; Eurotiomycetes; Eurotiales; Aspergillaceae
Exons: 4
Coding region: 1-3297 (1098 amino acids)
Biological process (GO): regulatory ncRNA-mediated post-transcriptional gene silencing; negative regulation of RNA catabolic process
Cellular component (GO): catalytic step 2 spliceosome
Molecular function (GO): protein binding
Source: RefSeq, a predicted model, not a curated record
AUGCCUCACCCCACGACGAUGCCGAUGGAUUCCUCGGGCGCCCAGCAGCAGCCAACGGACGAAGCAUCCGAUCUAUAUUACAUCGACACCAAAGGCGAUCGGUUCAAUCGCAUAUAUGGAACCCUCCAUCGAUACAGCAUCCCCAAUUACCAUCGCAUCGGCCGAGGGAGCGUUUUGGGGUUACCCCCAAGGUACAAAAUCGACCGGGAGAGCGCUCUAGAAAAUGCGCUGGUGAUUCGGGAUGAAUCUGGCAGGUCAGACAAGUCUCGGAAAAGGGCGAAGAACAUUCUCUCGGGUCUCUCCAAGCAGAAAGUCCGGCUACAUCGCAUACGGCCAGAGUCAUCGCUCAACACAACCGUGGACUUCUCUACUGAUUACUUUCCAUUGAGCGUCUCCGGCAAAGAAAAGCGUCUAGAUCUUUUAGGUCUCAACUCCGAUGACGAGAAGCAUGCGUAUCGCUCGAUUCAUGGCAAGGCAAAACCAGAUGAAGAUCUACCCAGCGAUGUGGAAGCCGUCUCCGACACGGAUUCGGAGGAGGGAAUCCGAGGCGACCCGGACGAAGAGAUCAAACAACGCAAUGCGGAGCUGUUGAGGCUCGUCAAUCAGCGCCCUGGUGACGUCGGGGCGUGGCUUACGAUGAUCGACCACCAGGAAUCCCUUCUCCUAGGGUCCGAGAGGGAAUCCAGCUCUUUGACGUACGCGGAAAAGAAAAGCUUGGCAGACAUCAAGGUGUCUCUGUACGAAAAAGCCCUCAAAAAAGUUGGCCAGAGCUCUGAUCGGGAUCGCCUUCUACUUGGCCUUCUGGAAGAAGGGGCGAAGCUGUGGGAUACCAAGAAGCUAUCCGCCCGGUGGCAGGCAAUAUUGAAGUCGGACUCCCAAUUCAUCAGCCUCUGGGUCAGAUACCUCGACUUCCGGCAGACACAGUUCCUGGAUUUCACCUACGAACGGUGCCUUGCGACCUUCCUCGAGUGCUUGAAACUCAAUAAGUCGGCGUCAGACACGCCCGAGAUGGUACAAAUCCACAUGUAUCUGUUUCUGCGGCUGACACUGUUCAUCCGUGAGGCUGGGUUCACCGAACAUGCAGCAGCACUCUGGCAGGGCAUUCUCGAAUUAACCUUCUUCCGACCCGACUCGCCUGAAGCCAGUGGCAGCCCACCAGAAAUAAUAUCGGCUUUUCUGGAUUUUUGGGAGUCGGAAGUCGCGCGUAUUGGAGAAGUAGGCGCCAAGGGCUGGAAGAAUGGGGGGAAUGUGCUGCCAAGUCCAAGCAGUACUGAAAAGCCCUCUUUCCAGCUCGAUCCACGGUCUUUGUUCGCAUCUUGGACGCCUCAUGAAAGCGAACGAAUCACCAACGCUCGGUUGCCUGCCCGCAGUACCGAUGACUCGGAGGAAGACGACCCUUACCGUGUUAUUAUCGCGUCUGAUCUGGAUGAGAUCCUAUCCCUAGCAUUUCUCGGGAACUCAGCGCAGGUGUUGAUUGACAGCUUUCUCUAUUUCUGUCAGCUGCCGUCAAUCGCAUCUUUUGAAAGUUUGGGUACGACAAGGCGUUGGAAUGGCGACAGCUUCAUACGAAACGAGCUUGCGAGCAGCUUCUAUUCAACGCUUGAGGACUGGCUUCCCAACGUAGCUGCUGACACUGAGCCCACAUCAACGCCCCCCGCCCUUUUCCCCCAUCAGAACUUCCUCACUACACUGGACACCCUCUUUGCUGAUUCAGGAACGUGGUUCUCGACCUUUAAAACUUGGACAUCCGCCACUUCGGACUCGAGAUCUGCCAUUGACCCUGGAUGGGUACGCAAGAGUCUCCGGUUGCUGGUUGAAGCGACUCCCGGGAACGACAAUUUGGCCGAAUACGUACUUGCUGUGGAGUUUGCAUGCAACCCCAAGGAUGCUAAGAAGUACGCGAAAUCUUUGCUGAAAAAGCGAUCAUCCAGCCUGCGACUCUACAAUGCAUACGCCCUUAUGGAACGUCGAUCCGGCAACCAUGCCGCUGCGGACCAUGUCUGGGUAACCUCUCUCUCCAUGAGCAAGACAUUCUCCGCCCGCGCCAGAGUGGACAGCGUCAUAGUAUGGCAGACCUGGGUCUGGGAGCUUCUCGAGGCCCGCAAUAUAGCACACGCGUCGCACCUCCUUACCUCCAUCCCCCAGAGCAGCGUUGACCUGCAGGCUUUCCCCGAUGCUCCAUCCUUCAGCCCGAGCAGCCUGCUGAAAGUCCAGAAUCAUCUAUCUGACUCCCAAGAGUCCGCCAUCGCGAGCAAAAACGCCAACGCCUUCGUCGCCAGCACCGACUGCCUCGCCAUCCUAGCCUACCUCACCAACUCCCAAGACCUCACCAAAGCCCUCGAGGCCUACAUCACCGCAACCACCAGACUAUCAUAUAUACCCGACCAAUCCAACCCCUUCAUCCCCUUCGCAACCGAGCUCCUCCACCAAUCCCGCGCCCGGCUCCUCUACCACCACAUCCGCACCAGCACGACCUACAAACCCACACAAAUCCGCACCCUCCUAUCCGAGAGCAUCUCCCUUUUCCGCCACAACACGAUCUUUCUCUCCCUCUUCGCCUGGACCGAAUCCCGCUUCCGCAUCGACGAACGCGUCCGCGACACCAUCAGAGACAUCACCUCCAUGUCCUCCUCCACCCCCAACAACAACACCACCCUCUACCCCACCACCCAAAUCUCAAUCCCAAUAACCACGCACCUCUUCUCAAUCUACACCGAACUCCUCCGCCCCGUCUACGCCGGCUCAACCCUACACUCCGUCCGCGCUGCCUUCGAACGCGCCAUCGGCAGCCACCACCACCCCUCCUCAGUCUCAUCCUCAUCCUCUUCUACAGCCCCCUCCAGCAUCACCCUCUGGAAACUCUACAUCCUCUUCGAGCUCUCCCGGCGCCAGAUUCAGCGCGCAAAGGACGUCUUCUACCGCGGCAUGCGCGCCUGCCCGUGGUCCAAGGACCUCCUCAUGCUGGCGUUCACCCAUCUGCGCGCGGAUGUUGUCGAGGAGCGGUAUUCCCGCGACCGUGACGGGAGGAAGGGGGAGGGUAUGGCGUUUGGGGAGCUGAGACAUGUGUAUAAUGUGCUCGUGGAGAAGGAGUUGAGGGUUCUUGUUGAUGUGGAGGGGUUGUUGGAUGAGGUUGCGGUGGGGGUGGAGGUGGAGAGGAGGGGUGUUGGGGGGUUGCCGAUUAAUAUGCCGGAGGAUGGGGAUAGUGAUGGUGAUGUACUUAGGUAUAUCGGAUCGGCUAGUAUUACUGUACAUAUACGGAUGAUCGGAGUAGAAUGUCCCGAUAACUUAACGAUUUAA